AUGAGUACGGACGCUGAGAUGGCCUGCUAUGGCAAAGCGGCCAUAUAUCUUCGCAAGACGGAGAGGGAGAGGGCUGAGGCUCAAAAUAAGCCGUUUGAUGCCAAGACUGCUUGUUUUGUGCCUGAUGAAAAGGAGCUGUAUCUAAAGGGUUCCAUCGUUAAGAAAGACGGGGGAAAGGUUACUGUGAAAAUUCUCAAUACUGAGGAGACCAGAACUGUCCCAGAGGGCGAUGUCACCAACAUGAAUCCCCCCAAGUUUGACAAGAUUGAGGACAUGGCCAUGUUGACCUACCUCAAUGAAGCUUCUAUCCUGUUUAACCUCAGAGAGCGUUUUGCAGCAUGGAUGAUCUAUACCUACUCCGGCCUGUUCUGUGUCACGGUGAACCCAUACAAGUGGCUUCCUGUGUAUGACCCGGAGGUGGUUUCAGGCUAUCGGGGGAAGAAGCGAAUGGAGGCUCCUCCCCACAUCUUCUCUGUGUCUGAUAAUGCCUAUCAGAACAUGCUGACUGAUAGGGAAAGCCAGUCUAUCCUGAUCACUGGAGAAUCUGGUGCAGGAAAAACUGUCAACACCAAGCGUGUGAUCCAGUACUUUGCAACAGUUGCAAUGUCCAGUGGAGGGGAGAAGAAGAAAGAGCCGACUCCUGGCAAAAUGCAGGGGUCUCUUGAGGAUCAGAUCAUUGCUGCUAACCCUUUGCUGGAGGCUUAUGGUAAUGCAAAGACAGUGAGAAAUGAUAACUCAUCUCGCUUUGGUAAAUUCAUUAGGAUUCACUUUGGCACAACUGGAAAGCUGGCCAAAGCUGAUAUUGAGACUUAUCUACUGGAAAAGUCCAGAGUGACUUUUCAACUUUCAGAUGAGAGAAGCUACCACAUAUUCUACCAGAUGAUGACCAACCAUAAACCUGAGCUAAUUGAAAUGGCACUCAUCACCACUAACCCUUAUGAUUUCCCGAUGAUCAGCCAGGGUCAGAUCACUGUGAAGAGUAUUGAUGACAAGGAGGAGCUGAUGGCCACCGAUUCCGCCAUUGACAUCCUGGGUUUCAGUGGAGACGAAAAAAUCAGCAUCUAUAAGCAAACUGGAGCUGUGAUCCACCACGGCAACAUGAAGUUCAAACAGAAGCAGCGUGAGGAGCAAGCUGAGCCUGAUGGCACAGACGUGGCUGACAAAGUUGCCUAUCUGCUUGGCCUGAACUCAGCUGAAAUGCUGAAGUGUCUGUGCUACCCUCGAGUGAAGGUCGGAAAUGAGUUUGUCACUAAGGGGCAGACAGUUCCCCAGGUGCUCAACUCAGUGAAUGCCCUUGCCAAGUCCACCUAUGAGAGGAUGUUCUUGUGGAUGGUUGUCCGCAUCAACGAGAUGUUAGAUACUAAGCAGCCAAGAAACUUCUUUAUUGGGGUGCUUGAUAUUGCCGGAUUUGAGAUCUUCGAUUACAACAGCAUGGAGCAACUGUGCAUCAAUUUUACAAACGAGAAGCUGCAACAGUUUUUCAACCAGCACAUGUUUGUCCUGGAGCAAGAGGAAUACAAGAAGGAGGGCAUUGUCUGGGAGUUCAUUGACUUUGGCAUGGACUUGGCUGCCUGCAUUGAACUUAUUGAAAAGCCACUAGGCAUCUUCUCUAUCCUUGAAGAGGAGUGCAUGUUUCCCAAGGCUACAGACACUACCUUCAAAAACAAGUUAUAUGACCAGCAUAUGGGCAAAAACAACUGCUUCCAGAAACCAAAGCCUGUCAAAGGCAAGGCUGAGGCCCACUUUUCUCUUGUGCAUUAUGCUGGAACUGUGGACUACACAGUCACAGGCUGGCUGGACAAGAACAAGGACCCACUAAAUGAGUCUGUGGUGGGGCUCUACCAGAAGUCUUCAAAUAAACUCAUGGCUCAUCUCUAUGCUGCAGGUGCAGCUGCUGAAGCUGCAAAGUCGGGUGGCAAGAAGGGUGGCAAGAAGAAGGGAGGCUCCAUGCAAACUGUGUCUUCUCAGUUCAGAGAGAAUCUGGGCAAGCUGAUGACCAAUCUGAGGAGUACUCACCCUCAUUUUGUGCGCUGUUUGAUCCCCAAUGAGACCAAGUCUCCAGGUGUGAUGGACAGCCACCUGGUUAUCCACCAGCUGAGGUGUAAUGGAGUGCUGGAGGGUAUCAGGAUCUGUAGAAAGGGCUUUCCCAGCAGAAUUGUUUAUGCUGACUUCAAGCAAAGAUAUAAAGUGCUUAAUGCUAGUGUCAUCCCAGAGGGCCAGUUCAUAGACAACAAGAAGGCUUCUGAGAAGCUACUUGAAUCAAUUGAUGUUGAUCAUGACCAGUACAGGUUUGGUCAUACAAAGGUGUUUUUUAAGGCUGGUCUAUUGGGUGUCCUAGAGGAGAUGAGAGAUGAGAAACUGGCCACACUGGUGUCCAUGAUCCAGGCUCUGGCUCGUGGAUUCGUCAUGAGGAGGGAGUUUGUGAAGAUGAUGGAAAGAACAGAUUCGAUCGCAACCAUCCAGUAUAACAUCCGGUCAUUUAUGAAUGUGAAACACUGGCCAUGGAUGAAGGUGUUCUACAAGAUCAAGCCUCUACUUAAGAGUGCUGAAACUGAGAAAGAGCUGUCUAACAUGAAGGAUGACUUUGAAAAAUGCAAAGCAGACUUGGUCAAGGCAGAAGCCCGUAAGAAGGAACUGGAGGAGAAGCUGGUGACAGUACUGCAGGAAAAGAAUGAACUCCAGCUCCAAAUUGCAUCUGAAUCAGAAAAUUUGAUUGAUGCUGAGGAGAGGUGUGAAGGACUGAUUAAGAGCAAAAUUCAGCUUGAGGCCAAACUCAAAGAGGUAACUGAGAGACUGGAGGAUGAGGAAGAGAUUAAUGGUGACCUGACUGCUAAGAAAAGGAAACUGGAGGAUGAAUGCUCGGAGCUGAAAAAGGACAUCGACGACUUGGAAAUUACCAUGGCUAAAGUGGAGAAGGAGAAACAUGCUACUGAAAAUAAGGUUAAAAACCUGACUGAAGAGAUGGCAUCUCAGGAGGAGAUAAUUGCUAAGGUGACAAAGGAGAAGAAAGCCCUCCAAGAGGCACAUCAGCAGACUCUUGAUGACCUGCAAUCAGAGGAGGACAAAGUCAGUUCUCUGACCAAGGCCAAGACAAAGCUGGAGCAGCAAAUAGAUGAUGUGGAAGGCUCUCUGGAACAAGAGAAGAAGGUCCGCAUGGACAUCGAGAGGGCCAAAAGAAAGCUGGAAGGUGAUCUGAAACUGGCCCAGGAGACCAUAAUGGAUCUGGAGAAUGAAAAACACCAAACUGAGGAAAAGCUUAAAAAGUCAGAGGUUGAGGUCAGCCAACUGAGCAGCAAGAUCGAGGAUGAGCAGUCCAUCGGAGUUCAGCUGCAAAAAAGGAUCAAGGAGCUCCAGGCCCGCAUUGAAGAGCUGGAGGAAGAGGGUGAGGCUGAACGAGCCAAUCGUGCCAAAACUGAGAAGCAGAGAGCUGAUCUGUCCAGGGAACUUGAAGAGAUCAGCGAGAGGCUAGAGGAAGCGGGUGGAGCAACGGCUGCUCAGAUUGAGAUGAACAAGAAACGUGAGGCUGAGUUCCAGAAAGUGCGUCGUGAUCUGGAGGAAUCAACUCUGAGGCAUGAAGCUAUGGCCGCAGCCAUGAGAAAGAAGCAUUCUGACAGUGUGGCUGAACUUAGUGAGCAGAUUGACAACCUCCAGCGGAUCAAACAAAAACUUGAGAAGGAGAAGAACGAGUACAAGAUGGAGAUUGAUGACCUUGCAAGCAAUAUGGAGAGCGUGGCCAAGGCCAAGGUCAAUCUCGAGAAAAUAGCUCGCUCUUUAGAGGACCAGAUUAAUGAGGUGAAGACUAAGAAUGAUGAGAACCUUCGCCAGAUCACUGACAUGACUGCUCAAAGAGCCAAGCUCAUGACUGAGAAUGGUGAAUAUAGCCGUCAGCUUGAAGAAAAGGACACCUUUGUGUCUCAGCUGACCAGAGGCAAGCAGGUCUUCAUGCAGCAAAUUGAUGAAAUGAAAAGGCAGAUUGAAGAGGAGAUCAAGGCAAAGAAUGCUCUGGCCCAUAGUGUCCAGUCUGCCCGCCACGACUGUGACCUACUGAGGGAGCAGCUAGAAGAGGAGCAGGAAGCCAAAGCUGAGCUGCAGCGGGGGAUGUCCAAGGCCAACAGUGAGGUCGCCCAGUGGAGGACCAAAUAUGAGACUGAUGCUAUCCAGCGCACUGAAGAACUUGAAGAAGCCAAGAAGAAACUGACCCAGCGCCUACAGGAGGCUGAGGAACAAAUUGAGGCAGUGAACGCGAGGUGUGCAUCUCUGGAGAAGACAAAGCAGAAACUGCAUGGAGAGGUGGAGGACCUAAUGGUUGAUUUUGACAGAGCUAAUGCCAUUACUGCCAGCCUGGAUAAGAAGCAAAGGAACUUUGAUAAAGUCCUGUCUGAGUGGAAGCAGAAGUAUGAGGAGAGUCAGGCUGAGCUGGAAGGAGCUCAGAAGGAAAAUCGCUCUCUUAUUACUGAACUCUUCAAAAUGAAGAACGCUUAUGAAGAUACCCUGGAUCAGCUGGAGACCAUGAAGAGAGAGAACAAGAACCUGCAACAGGAGAUUGCUGAUCUAACUGACCAACUUGGACAGAGUGGCAAGAACAUCCAUGAGCUGGAGAAAGCGAGGAAAUCUGUAGAGUCACAAAAAGAUGAAAUCCAGGCUGCUCUUGAGGAGGCUGAGGGUACACUGGAACAUGAAGAAUCCAAGAUUCUGCGAGUCCAGUUGGAGCUGAGUGCUGUUAAAAAUGAGCUGGACAGGAAGCUGGCAGAGAAGGAUGAAGAGAUGGAGCAGAUAAAGAGGAACGGUCAGCGAAUCAUUGAGUCCAUGCAGAUGACUCUGGAUAACGAAGUCAGGAGCAGAAAUGAUGCCCUGAGAGUCAAGAAGAAGAUGGAGUCAGACCUGAAUGAGCUAGAGAUUCAGCUCAGCCAUGCUAAUCGGCAAGCCGCUGAGGCCCAGAAGCACCUGAGGAAUGUCCAAGGCCAGGUCAAGGAUUCCCAGUUGCAAUUUGACGAUGCUUCCCGUGAAUUAGAGGGCAUGAAGGAGCAGGUGGCCAUGGCAGAGCGCAGGAACGCUCUGAUGGUGUCUGAGAUUGAAGAACUGAGGGCUGCACUGGAGCAGACCGAGAAGGGCUGCAAAUCAGCUGAGCAAGAACUACUGGAUGCAAAUGAGAGAGUGGGACUACUUCAUUCCCAGAAUACAAGCCUUCUGAAUAUGAAGAAAAAGAUGGAAUCUGACAUUGUGACAGUACAAACCGAACUGGAUGACAUCACUCAGGAAGCCAAAGAUGCACAGGAGAAGGCCAAGAAAGCCAUCACUGAUGCUGCCAUGAUGGCUGAGGAGCUAAAAAAGGAACAGGACACAAAUUCUCAUCUGGAGAGGGUGAAGAAAAACCUGGAGGUCACAGUUAAGGACCUGCAGCACCGUUUGGAUGAAGCAGAGAGCCUGGUCUUCAAGGGUGGCAAGAAACAGCUUCAGAAACUGGAAGCUAGGGUGCGCCAGCUGGAAGGUGAGGUGGAGUCAGAGCAGAAGAAAGGGGCAGAUGCAGUCAAAGGGGUCCGCAAGUAUGAACGCAGAAUUAAAGAGCUCACCUACCAGAAUGAGGAAGAUAAAAAGAACAUGGCUCGACUUCAAGAUCUUGUAGACAAGCUGCAGCUAAAGGUGAAGGCUUACAAGAGGCAGGCUGAGGAAACGGAAGAACAACUCAAUGUCAACUUGACUAAGUUGAGGAAGGCUCAGCAUGAACUGGAACAUGCUGAGGAGCGGGCUGACAUGGCUGAAUCCCAAGUGAAUAAAAUGAGAGUGAAGACCCGUGACUCUGGAAAGGUAUGGGCUGUUGACAGGCAGACCCAAGAGGUCGAGUGA
Messenger RNA from Myripristis murdjan (pinecone soldierfish), 5844 nucleotides. Its product is annotated as myosin heavy chain, fast skeletal muscle-like. NCBI's taxonomy places the organism in Eukaryota, Metazoa, Chordata, Actinopteri, Holocentriformes, Holocentridae. Gene Ontology annotation, molecular function: actin filament binding; ATP binding; microfilament motor activity. The transcript has 41 exons. The record is from RefSeq and is a predicted model, not a curated record. Gene Ontology annotation, cellular component: myosin II complex; cytoplasm; myosin filament. Bases 1 to 5844 code for a protein of 1947 amino acids.